CAGUCGGAAGCCCCAGGGUUACCCCCCAGCGCGAAACCCUCAGGUUACCUGCGGCAGUCUUAGAGGUAUCUUUUUGCCACCCUAAUUUUUGGGAUGCACUGGACGUUAGGUUCCGAGCUGCGCGCCGAUGUAGCUCCCGCAAUGGGGAGCAGCCAGGCUCCCAAGAGUCAUUGGAUGCUGGACAUGAUGUUGCGCCCACUGACGCCGAAUCCGAUAGUGACAUCUGGCAUCGCGGGAAAGAUGCAGAUGAUGUCCACGUGUCAGUCUGCUCCGGGAAUCGCGGAUCUGGAGGCGAAGAUGCGUGGGGAGUGGGGCUACUGUUUGCCAUCUGCUAGGCCGGUGGUCACCCUGGCAGACCUUUACCCGCCUCCUUGCUAUCAGUCUCACUCUCAGGCUCAUGCAGGAGUGAGAGAAUGUGCUUCCGAAGGCGAGAUUGGUCCUCUGAAAGGCUAUCAGGCGCAGACGGGAGAGAAAGAAAAAGGAGCAGGCGGGAGUGAAAGGGAAUCGAGCAGAGGGGGAGAUCGGGCGUGGGGUUCAAGGGAAGAGGCCGGACGGCUCGUUGCUGCCUGUGCUGGCAGUGCGGAGGACAGGGCAUUGUCAGGAGGAGAGAGAGGGUGCAUGACGGUCGGUACUUGCUGCAGCAAAGUAUUCCAUCCGCACUGCCAUACCGUACUUACUCUCCCUCAGAUUUGCCGCUUUGCCCUUGCUGGAUCCCCAUGCAUUCCAUUCACCUCCCUCAUGCCCCUUCCUCUCUCCACGCUCCCCUCCCCCCAUUCACCGAUUCCCCUCCCCCCUUCCCCUCGCCAGCAUCCGCACGCCCUGGCGGACGUGGCGGUGUGUGCUCUCAGAGGCCAGCCCGCCGCCCUCUACGUCCUUGAGAAGCGCAUCGCUGCACUCGCUGCACCUGCUGCACCUGCUGCGCCUGCCAUCCCCGCGCCCAGCCCUCAGGAUUUCUUGUUUCAUAAGAAACCUCAAGAGAGGAGACCAGCUUCAGGUGGAUUUUCUCCUGCCUACCUGGGGUCUGGACAGCAGGAGGCGCGGGUUGCAAGGGGCGUGCAGAGGCGGGGGAUGGAGGAGCUGGUGCUGGGGGAGAUGGUGGCGGAUGGGCACGUGUAUCGGAGACUGCACUGCCUGGCAGCCUCGCUGCAGGCUCCACCUGCUGCUGCCGAUGCAGCAGCGGCAGCAGCAGCCUGGGGCAUGCCACGUGUGCCUGCUGACCUGGAAGGCCAGCUGUCCAGCGUUCCGUGCCCCCUGGCUGAAUGCAGAAUGGUGCAGCAAGCUGUGGAUUCUGGAAGUGCCGGUGGCAGCCGUUAUGGUGGCGGUGGUGUGGGGAGGGAUGGAGAUUGGAGGGAGAGAGAGGAGGGGAGUGGGUACGGCAGUGAUGGGGAGGGCUCGGACUGGGAUUCAGAGAGUGAAGAGCUGUGGGGACCUGGGUGGACAGGGGGGGAGAGCGAUGAUGAGAGUGAGGGGGAAGAGGAGAGUGCGUGGGGCAAAGACAGACAGCAUCAUGGUCGUGGUAGUCUGAGGGGCACGGCAGCAGGAGCAGCAGUAGCCAGGGCACGACUUGGAGAGCAGAGGUCAGAGGGGAGCGCCGUGAGGGCAGGAGGGGCAGGUGCAGGAGGGGCAGGUGCAGGAGGGGCAGGCGCAGGAGGGGCAGGCGCAGGAGGGGCAGGUGCAGUGGAUCCAAGUGAUGCACGUGCAGCAGGGGCUGGAGGCGCAGGAGGGGCAUUCGGUUCGGUUUUAGCAGAGGAUGGCGCGGUGCUGAGGGGUUUUGGCCGGGCGCUGUCACUCAUCCUCGCACAGUACGAGGCCGGGAUCACCCACGUCGCCAAGGCAUGCGUGGCUGCUAUUUCUGCCUCCCCAGGAGCAUCAGCAUCCGCCCAACGCCUUGCACGCUCACAAGUAGCUGCUCCAGGCAGGGCAGCAGCAGCAGCAGCAGCAGUAGACGGGAUUGCAGCAGGGGCUGCGCCACGUGCUUCAGACGCUCUUCCUCUUCUGGCAAUAUGGACCAGUCCGCUGAGAGAGCAGCUGCGACGGCUGGUGCUGCAGCUGGGGAUGGAAGCUACGGAGGGGGAGAGUGGGGCAGGGGAUGAAAGUGGGAAGGCGCGGGUGGAACAGGCGGGAGGAGGGUGGGGGAUUGGGGAUGAUGGGAGAGGUGAUGCAUGGUCGAUGAUGUACCAGUUCCCUCAGGCAGUCACGCCUCCAGUUUCAAGCACACAUGGCAUGCCCCUGACCCCAGGCACACGUGGCAUGCUGCUUACUCCAGCCGCGCAUGGCAUGCCCCUGACCCCAGGCACACGUGGCAUGCUGCUUACUCCAGCCGCGCAUGGCAUGCCCCUGACCCCAGGCACGCAUGCCAUGGACCAUGCGUAUGCGAGCAGCAGUGGCAGCAGAGGCAUGCGUGCCAGAGCACCAACCCGCAGCAGCAAAGCUGCAGCCCUGCUGUCGUCCCUCCACAACACCCUCAAGCUCACGACAGCACAUGCCGACAGCACCACCAACACCAUCAGAAUAACCAGCGCCAGCAGCAGCAGCAGCACGAGCAGGCAGAGGCAAAGGCCGGCAGGUGGAAGCGGAGGGGAGCCAUGGGUAGAGGCGGUGCGGUGGCUGUUCUUGUCCUCAUGCCGGCCCCUCGUGUGCCACCUGCACCGCACCAUGGCGUCCGGUGACCUCCCAGCCUUGCUUCCGCUCAAACCCCAUGCGUCUGCUGCUGCUGCUGCUGCUGCUUCUGGUGUUGCUGGCAGCCUCCAAACCCCUUUGCAGAUGGUUACCCCAUCAUGCAUGGUUACCCCAGCACGCGCGGUUACACCAUCUCGAGGGAUUACCCAUUCUCGAGGACUCACAGCAUCGCAAGUGCGCUCACCGGCCCCUGUGUGCCCGUCCCCAUACACGCCCUGUGCGGCACCGGGCACGCCUCACUUCCUCUCUGCCCUCACUGCAGGGGGUGGCGACGCCAGGAGCACAACGCACUUCCCCCAGCCGAAUAAGAUCAACUACCUGCUGCCGUCGUUCCUCCAUCCAGUGUCACACCUCGUUGUAAGAACAGCACAGCAGCAGGCCAUUCUCCUCUCCGCCCCAUCCCCCCCCGUCCGUCAGCUCGUCCGCCGCCUCUCCUCGCUCCUCUCCUCCCUCUUCCUCCCCCACUCACACCCCCUCCCCUCUUUGUCACCUAAUGGGAAAAAGUCAGGUCACGUUCUUACAGUUCUUGCAUCCGAUUGGUCCAUCGAUUUUACCCUGGCUGGGGUGGCCCGAACCAGAGAGGCCAUCCAGCACCGGCUUGCCGAAGCUGAGCUGCAGGUUCGUGAGCUUCUGGACGCCCUGGAGCCUCGGUCAGGUGCAGAAGAAGUGGUUCGGAUUGCUGACGUGGAUCAUGUGGUCCCGAGACAGAUAGGGGUGCCAGGAGGUGUGCUGCUGGCUGUGGCUGAAGUAGGAGCAGUGGAAGGAACAUCAACAGCAGAAGCAGCAGUGACAGGCACAGAGUCAUUUGCAGCAGAUGUGGCGGGCGUGGCAGCAGGUGGCUUAGCAGCAGCAGUGGCAGCAUCAACACCAUUGCGCCCCCCUCCUGGUGCUGCUUGGUUGGCAUCUUCCCAUGCAGCAAAGGCAGGACAAGCGUUGGGGAGGGAGGGUGAGGAGGCUGAUCGAGGGCAUGGGGGGAAGGAUCGAGGGAGCGAGCAGAUCUGCAGCGCCUGUGGAUGGUCGCAUGACCCCUCUUGGCAUGCACCUGGGGAUGACGUGGCAGCAGCUGAUUGGCCCUGGAAGGGCACGCACCCACCUCCUCUAUCCAGCCUGCUUGCCCCUGUGCAUGCAUUUAAGACCCUGCCAGAACACAGUGCAAGUGUCACCACUGCUGCUGCUAAACCAGCAUCAGCACCAGACAUCUCAGAUACCACCUUCCCCAGCCCCACUGCUCCCAGUCCCACCUCCCCCAGUGCCACCUUGCAGCAGGCACGGCUGGAGUGCACUGCCAUGAUGCGCCUCACAGACCCGCGCUCUGGCCCUGCCUUCCCCUGGACGUGGAUGGCUUGUAAAGAGGAUGCUUGUCAUGGGGAUGCUUCUGGCGGUGGUGUGUUGCAUGGUGUUGGUGGCAUCUCAUGGCAUGCAGUGCUGCAGCAUGCGUUGAAACAUGGGGGCGGUGUGGGUAUACAUGCACUGGGGCAUGGGAGUGAUGUGGGGAUACAUGCACUGGGGCAUGGGACAGCUGGACAGAGUGCGUGUGGGGGAAGGGUGGAAGGCUCAGAUGGAGAACCACAGCAGGAGCAUGAUGGGCUGAAGGAGAAGACGCAGGCAGGGGAAAAGGGAGAAGAGAAGGGAGGAGAGACGGGAGCCAAGAAGGGAGGACAGAAGGGAGCAGCGGCAGGCAAUGGGAGGCGAGAAGAGAAGGGCGUCGAGUGGCAUGGUGGGAAUCAGGGAGGGAAGCAGGGUGGGCAUGGGGGAGCAGCAGCAGCAGCACGGGGAGACGGCAGUGUGACGGAUGAGGAGAGGAGGCUCAUGGGCUUGUCUGGGACAGAAAGAGAUGGGAGCUUCAAUGAUGUGGUCGAUGCUCACAUGCUGCUGCCCAUACGGGCGAGCCACACUGUAGUGAGUCGAGCCAUGGUGCAUCUGCUGCUCAGCACGGGUCGCUACAGGGAGCACUGUGCAGCGCUGAGGCGCCUCUUCCUCUCCCACCACUCCAACCUACCCUCUGCUCUCCUGCACGCCCUGCACUCUGUGAACUGGGCCAGCCUACGCACGCUCACAGAGCAGCAGCACGCGCUCUCCUCCGCCGUUGACUCUGCCAUCUCCCGAGGCUGCCUCUCCUCCCUCGCCUCCUCCGCCUCCUCCGCCACCUCCUCCUCCCCAUCCCCCCUCCAUGCCUUCAUCGCGCCCUCCUCCCUCGCCUCCUCCCGCUCCUCUUUAUCACCGUCGCCCGCUCACCCAGCAUCAGCAGUGCCGGGACUGCUGGGAGUGGGCAGUACCAGCAAGAGGCUGACGUGGAGCCCGUUGUCUGCCCACCGUCUGGAUGCGUUUGACUUUGUGCGCCUGCGGUACGACCCGGGCUGGCCUGCCAGUGCGGUGAUAACGCCUGAAGUGGUGCAGCAGUACGGGGAGACACUGACAGCGUUGAUGAGACUGCAUCUCGUGCAGCGGGCGGUGGGCAGCGUCACCAUUCACAUCAAGACCCUCCGUUCGGCCCUCGUUCAACCAGCAAAACCAGCAGCGGGAGCAGGCAGGUCAUUGCACAGGGAGCGGUAUCGCCGGCUGUGCUUCCUCAAUGUGUUCACCAUCCGCGCGUCUCACCUGGUGUCCGGCACGCUCGCCUUCAUGAGCGCUCAGCUGCAGCGAGCCGCACUGCUGGCGGACAAGAUGCUGCUACUGUGCCCGCAGCCCUCCAAGCCCGAACAAGGGCACCCGCAGGACCUGCUAUCGUUCCAGGAGGCCCAUGCGCAAUUCCUGCUCUACUGCAGAACCAGGUGCCUGCUGGACCCGGUGAAUGCGCCCAUCAGGGAGCGGCUGGACAGCCUGCUGCAGCUCGUCCUGGACGUGCACCGCAGUGUCGACUCUGCUCCCCUGGCCGCGCCGCUCGCUGAGUUCUUCCUGGAUGACGAUGCUCCCAUCUGGGAAGAGGUGGAGGAGCAUGCGGGAGAGUUCAACGAGGCUUUGGAUGACCUGCUGACUUUCCUCACUCGCAAGCAGGAGGUUUCUCGCCCUGCUAGCCGCCUCAUGCAGUACCUCAGUUUCCCCAAACCCAAAUGAAUUAACGUGUUGUGGCUGCAGAGCAGGCCCUCAGAUUUCAGGCCAUUUACCCUGAUUCAGGGUUUUUUCAGAGUGUUUGCUUGUACCGGCCCUGAGUUGCUAGGAUUUUUCUGCCACCCAAUCCUGAAAUUUCAGUUUUUUCAUAAGGAUGAACUCUGACUGUAUAGAUGUGUUAUUGCUAUAGACCAGGCCCCAAGAUUCGUUUUUAGACAUGUUGAUUUAUCAUC
Messenger RNA from Closterium sp. NIES-67, 5960 nucleotides. NCBI's taxonomy places the organism in Eukaryota, Viridiplantae, Streptophyta, Zygnematophyceae, Desmidiales, Closteriaceae. The record is from the annotation of a GenBank genome assembly.